CUUCAGGAACCAAUGUUUACGAUUAAUCAUAACGAAACGAUUCUGUUGGAACCUUGGCUUUCAGUCGCCGGCUUUGCAGAUCUGUAAAGAAAUUUUGUAAUUAUUGUAAGUUUAAUGAGUACAACCAUCUGUUAGGUUACACUGUUUAUGACCUUGCACAAAAAUGUUGAAACGGUUGUCGUCGAGAUUGUGGGUUAGCGGUAAUGUUCGAAGUAUGUAUCAUUUAUCUAGAGUUAAAGAUAUAUCAUGUGGGAAACGUAAGGAUGGUGAACAACUUCAAAUGAAGGGUUGGAUCAAAUCAAUUCGCAGAAUGAAGGACAACAUAUUUCUGGACAUGAACGAUGGCAGUUGUUCGACGAAUAUCCAAUUGGUUGUAGGCAAAUCACAACUUCAAGACGUUGCUUACGGCUCAUCUGUAGACGUGUGCGGAAUCCUAGCCCGAACAGCGAGAAAUCAGCUCGAGUUGAAGGUGGACAAGCUCCAAGAACUUGGUAAUUGUCCCCUGUCCGAAGGUUAUCCGUUCUACCCGAAAAAAUCGUACCCACCGGACUACAUUCGCAAUUAUUUACACCUGCGUCCACAGACCAGCUCGAUAAGUUCCAUGCUUCGUGUGAGGCAUCACGCGAGCAAGUACUUUAACGAUUAUCUUGACAGAGAGGGAUACCUUCAAAUUCACACUCCGAUUAUCACGUCCAAUGACUGCGAAGGAGCGGGCGAGGCUUUCAUAGUGAAACCAGCAAACGACCAGUUAUUACAGAAUAUAGCAAAAAAUAAUCUUCCAAUUGAAGAGCGUUACUUUGAUCGUAAAGCCUUUUUAACGGUUUCGGGACAACUUCACCUGGAGGCGAUGUGUCAUGGAUUAGGGAAAGUUUAUUGUUUUGGGCCGACAUUCCGAGCAGAGAACUGCAAAUCGCCGAUUCACUUGAGCGAGUUUCAUAUGUUGGAACUUGAGGAAGCAUUUCUGGACUCGUUGGAAGAAUUAUCCUAUAGAAUUGAAUCAUUGGUAAAGUUCGUUACUAAAUCGUUGCUGGAUAUUGUCCCAGAAGAUGUGGCUCUAGUAAGAAAACUGACAACACCGCUUGGUAUCGAAGAAAGUUUUGCGUGGCUAGAGAAGCCUUUCCUAAGAAUAAGUUACAAAGAAGCGAUUGACGUGCUUCAACAAAAUCAAUCUCGAUUGAAAGGAGCAGUUCUGCCGGAACACGGAAUAAAUAAAGAACAAGAAUUGUUCCUUGUCAGCCAUUAUCAGGCUCCAGUUUUUGUUCUCAGUUGGCCAAAAGCGAUAAAAUCAUUCUAUAUGCGAGAAUGUCGGCAUGAUGCAAACUUGGUGGAUGCGCUGGAUUUUCUCGUCCCCCAUGUGGGAGAGCUGGCAGGGGGUAGCAUUCGCGAGGACAAUUAUGACAAGCUGGAAGCAAAGCUUCCAGACCAAGAAUCGCUUCGAUGGUAUCUCGAACUGCGCAAAUUUGGAUCAGUCACUACCGGUGGUUUCGGGCUUGGACUGGAGCGAUACCUUUCCUGGGUGCUGAAUGUGCACAACGUAAAAGAUGUGAUACCAUUUCCACGUUGGGCGCAUAAUUGUUCGAUGUAGAAUGAUAAUAAAUGUAACUAUUAGGUAGCAAUCAACAUAA
Molecule: messenger RNA, 1625 nt
Organism: Topomyia yanbarensis
Lineage: Eukaryota; Metazoa; Arthropoda; Insecta; Diptera; Culicidae
Gene: AsnRS-m
Product: probable asparagine--tRNA ligase, mitochondrial
Exons: 2
Coding region: 164-1585 (473 amino acids)
Biological process (GO): asparaginyl-tRNA aminoacylation
Cellular component (GO): mitochondrion
Molecular function (GO): ATP binding; nucleic acid binding; asparagine-tRNA ligase activity
Source: RefSeq, a predicted model, not a curated record